AUGGUUCAUGUGAGGGAGGGACUGCCUGUUAAAUCUCAGCUCAGUGUCUUCAGCGCCUCAGUGUUUCUUCUUCUAACACACUCCUGUGCAGGUCAGUCUCAGCUGAUUGCUCCACCUCAGCCAAUAGUGGCGAUGGUUGGUGAUGAUGUCAUGUUGCCGAGCCACCUGGAUCCUUCCAUGGAUGCUGCUGCCAUGACAGUGGAGUGGACGAGACCCGACCUGGAGCCCAGGUUUGUCCACGUGUGGCGUGACGGUGUGGACCUUCUGAAUAACCAACACCCGUCCUACAAGGGAAGAACGUCUCUGUUCAUGGACAAACUGAAAAACGGAGAUGUUUCACUGACACUUUCCGGAGCAAAACUCUCUGAUGAGGGACGAUACAGAUGCUUCAUCCCUUUACUGGCCAGAGAAAUGUUUGUUGAUCUUGUUGUAGGUGCUGCCUCCUCUCCUGUCAUCAAUGUGACCGAAAGCAGCAGUGGAGUGGUUUUAGAGUGUGAAAGUAAAGGCUGGUACCCAGAGCCUGAGCUGUUUUGGCUGGACGCUGAGGGAAAGCUCCUCUCUGCUGGAGCUCCAGAGACAGUCAGAGGUCCUGAUGGCCUCUAUACUGUCAGCAGCAGAGUGACUGUGGAGAAGAGCCACAGCAACAGCUUCACCUGCAGGGUUCAGCAGCUCAGCAUCAACCAGAGCAGGGACACACACAUCCACAUCCCAGGUGUGUAG
Messenger RNA from Myripristis murdjan (pinecone soldierfish), 720 nucleotides. Its product is annotated as butyrophilin subfamily 1 member A1-like. Lineage: Eukaryota; Metazoa; Chordata; Actinopteri; Holocentriformes; Holocentridae. The transcript is spliced from 4 exons. The coding region runs from base 1 to 720 and encodes 239 amino acids. Gene Ontology annotation, molecular function: signaling receptor binding. Gene Ontology annotation, biological process: T cell receptor signaling pathway; regulation of cytokine production. The record is from RefSeq and is a predicted model, not a curated record. Gene Ontology annotation, cellular component: external side of plasma membrane.